Molecule: messenger RNA, 907 nt
Organism: Centropristis striata (black sea bass)
Lineage: Eukaryota; Metazoa; Chordata; Actinopteri; Perciformes; Serranidae
Gene: isoc2
Product: isochorismatase domain containing 2
Exons: 7
Coding region: 233-826 (197 amino acids)
Cellular component (GO): cytoplasm
Source: RefSeq, a predicted model, not a curated record
GCGGCUCAGUGUGGCUUCUAUUGGCUCAGAGAAACGUCAAUCACAAAGACGCGCAAUUCUAUUGGUCACAGCGCUUCUGGAAAGCCGUGUUUAUCAAGGAAAGGCUGCUGAACUUGUGUGUCUUCUUUGCUACAUGCUAGGAGGCGUCACAUGGGACAUUACACUGUUACCUGACAGCUGAACUCUCUACAGACCUGUUGAACCUUUCACACACUCACAAGCGGACAACAACAUGGCAAGCGUUGGCCGGCUCUCCACCAAAGAUGCAGUGCUCUUCCUGUGUGACAUGCAAGAGAAGUUCAGACCCAACAUCUUCCAGUUCACCAACAUCGUCAGCAAUGCUUCCAGAUUGCUCCAGGCCAGUCGUGUUCUGGGUAUCCCCCCCAUUCUGACAGAGCAGUACCCUAAAGGCUUGGGUCCCACAGUACCAGAGCUGGGAGCAUCAGACCUGACAGCUCAUUCCAAAACUUCAUUCACCAUGAUGAUAGAGGAGGUGGAGAAGCAGCUGCAGGCCCUGGGGAACCCCAAGCAGGCUAUACUGUGUGGAAUAGAGGCCCACGCCUGUAUUGCAUGCACAACAUAUGACCUGCUCGAAAAGGGAAUGGAGGUUCAUAUUGUGGCUGAUGCUGUCUCAUCCAGAAGCCAGACAGACCGUUUGUUUGCUCUGUCCCGACUGAAGCAGAGCGGAGCUUUCCUCACCACCACAGAGGCUGUUCUGUUGCAGCUGGUUCAAGAUGCCAAACACCCAAACUUCAAGGAGAUCCAGAAGCUUUUGGCCCACCCGUCCCCUGACACUGGCCUCCUCAACUUCUUCAGCGCUCUGUAGGGAGAUCAUCACUGUCUUGAAGAAACUGUACAGAAUCUAACACACUGAUGUUAAACUUCAAUAAAGUGAUGCUGCUAUAAA